GUUAGGUCGAUAUGUAUUAAUUCAAAACAUUCAGGUAGUUUAAUUAAACAUGCAUAUUUUUUGGGGGUUAUUUCAGUAUUUCCCCUAAACUAUCAAAGAAAACGUGAAAAAGGGAAAAAGAAGGAUCCGGCGUCGUUUCAUAUGAUUCGAAAAGUUCCGUUUCUCUCCAGCGAUGAACGCCGACGACGGAGAAGCCAUGGCAACGACGAGGACAAGCGAAGAGAUCGAAAGAGAAGCAGAGGAGAAUCGAAAAGAAGCUUUAUUGGCGUCAACGCAAUCUCUCCAACCUAACUUCAAUCGUUCCAACGUCACCCCGAAGCAAAUUUCGAAAUUACAGGAGCUACACAAGAGACGUAUGGAAAUAAAAGCCCGUACAAAGAUUCAUAAGAAGCCACCUAAAGCGAGCCAGAAAUGUCAGAGUAAAGCAAUCGAAGAUGGCAAAAUAAGCUCUAAACAAUUGAAAGAAUCAACUUCCUCUUCUACCGUAGAAGAGCAGAAUCAUGAUAAGACAGUAGUUACAGUACCAAAGAAGCCACAAAAGCUGUUUUGGGGGCUUGAUACUAGGGAAAGGUGGGAAAGGAAAGCCAACAUGUAGUUCGAUGAAUCGAUUUCUCUCGUUAUUGAUAACUUAGUUCAUUGUACAA
Molecule: messenger RNA, 644 nt
Organism: Camelina sativa (false flax)
Lineage: Eukaryota; Viridiplantae; Streptophyta; Magnoliopsida; Brassicales; Brassicaceae
Source: RefSeq, a predicted model, not a curated record